Molecule: messenger RNA, 1493 nt
Organism: Tripterygium wilfordii
Lineage: Eukaryota; Viridiplantae; Streptophyta; Magnoliopsida; Celastrales; Celastraceae
Product: protein ESKIMO 1-like
Exons: 6
Coding region: 172-1467 (431 amino acids)
Cellular component (GO): Golgi apparatus
Molecular function (GO): O-acetyltransferase activity
Source: RefSeq, a predicted model, not a curated record
AUGCAGAAAUUGAAAAGUUCAUAGAGGAUGGACGUUGUAUCAAAGUUAUAGGAGUAACAUUCUUACAAUUGAUGGGUUCGACGACAAAAUGUUGUUCGAGGAUGUAUACUCUUCAUGCUUGUUCUAGUGUGAACUUUCUGUUGAUCCAAGUAUCCAACCAAGACAUACCCAAUGAAGAGUUUAUGUCCUAGCCAGAGUUUCCGUAUUUCGAUCCCAGCACAAGUCCUUGCAUCAUUUCUUCUGGUAUCUCUCCUUGUUUUUUUUGUGUUCAGUGAUGAACUUGGACUAUCAUUUUCAUUUUCAAGGCCAAUCCACCAAGAAACCUUAAAAGGAAAAUCAGAAAUUGUUCAAGGAAAGGCUUCUGAUGCAAGUGAAGUAAAAUCAUCAGCCAUGAAGAAGUUGCCUGCAGAUUGUGACAUCUUCAAAGGAGAGUGGGUAUUUGACCCAUUUACACAUCCUUUGUACAAAGAGGAUGAGUGUGAGUUUCUGGAUGAGUGGGUUACAUGCUUGAGGAAUGGCAGGCAGGAUUCACUAUAUCAGAACUGGAGAUGGCAACCCAGAGAUUGUUCAUUACCCAAGUUCAAUGCAAAACUGUUGCUGGAGACUCUUAGAGGGAAAAGGGUUAUGUUUAUUGGAGACUCAAUACACCUGAACCAGUGGCAAUCUAUGGUUUGUUUGGUUCAAUCUGUAGUUCUACCGGAGAAGAAGAGCUUGAGCCGCGGAAACUAUAGUACUGCCUUCAAAAUGGAGGAGUACAAUGCAAGCAUAGAGUUUUACUGGGCACCAUUUCUUGUCGAGUCCAACGCAGACCCUCCGACGACUAGAGAUGGCAAAAGAGACCCCAUAAUCAUGCCUGAAUCCAUCUCUAAAAAUGGUGAUAACUGGAAGGACGUGGACUACCUCAUCUUUAACACAUACGUUUGGUGGCUCAAGUAUCCUACCAUGAAAGUUUUAAGACAUGGAUCGUUCGAUGAAGGGGCCAUAGAAUACGAUGAAAUCGACCGGCAUGUAGCAUAUGAGAGAGCCUUGAAAACAUGGGGAAAGUGGGUAGAGGAAAAUGUUGAUCCCAAACGUACCUCAGUUUUCUUCAGCAGCAACUUCCCUCAACAUUUCAGCUUGGACUGGAACAACCCUCUGGAAGGUAAUUGCCUGGAUGAGCCAACUCCGAAUAUGAACAUGACUGGAACAUUUGACGUUGGCACAGACUAUCAAAUGUUUGUGGUUGCAGCCAAUGUGACUCAAUCAAUCAAAGUGCCUAUUCACUUCCUUAAUGUGACUACCCUCUCGGAGUACCGGAGAGAUGGACAUACCACAGUUUACAAUACUGGCGAGGGAAGGUUACUAUCGCCGGCGCAGAAACACGAUCCAGCCAGAUAUGUGGAUUGCCUUCACUGGUGUCUACCAGGGGUACCUGAUACUUGGAAUGAACUGCUCUACACACAGAUUGUCUACAGGAAUGAAAGGUGAAUGUGGUUCAGAGGAUUAUAGAAGAU